Molecule: messenger RNA, 1172 nt
Organism: Gekko japonicus
Lineage: Eukaryota; Metazoa; Chordata; Lepidosauria; Squamata; Gekkonidae
Gene: FGF13
Product: fibroblast growth factor 13
Exons: 7
Coding region: 160-876 (238 amino acids)
Biological process (GO): positive regulation of gene expression; positive regulation of cell population proliferation; regulation of cell migration
Cellular component (GO): cytoplasm
Molecular function (GO): fibroblast growth factor receptor binding; growth factor activity
Source: RefSeq, a predicted model, not a curated record
AAGAAGAGAAAGAUGCUUCGAAAGGAAAUCAGAGCGCAUCAGGAAGCUGCAGCAGGAUCACAUCUGUAUGCUGGGUGCACAGCUCAGCUCACUUAAAUCUUGGUUUCUGGUCAGUGAUGAUUCCACCUGCUGGUCUCUGAAGCCUAACCAGCUACAGUUAUGGAUGACGCUCCCCCUGGCACACAGGAGUAUAUUAUGUUACGGCAAGAUUCCAUCCAAUCUACGGAAUUAAAGAAAAAAGAGUCCCCCUUUCGUGCUAAAUGCCACGAAAUCUUCUGCUGCCCUCUGAAGCAAGUGCACCUCAAAGAGAACACAGAACCCGAAGAGCCGCAGCUUAAAGGCAUCGUGACGAAACUGUACAGCCGGCAAGGCUACCACUUGCAGCUGCAAGCAGACGGGACUAUCGAUGGCACAAAGGAGGAGGAGAGCACCUUUACUUUGUUUAACCUCAUACCCGUGGGUUUACGAGUGGUGGCGAUUCAAGGCGUUCAAACAAAAUUGUACUUAGCAAUGAACAGCGAAGGAUACUUAUACACAUCGGAACAUUUCACACCGGAAUGCAAGUUCAAAGAAUCGGUUUUUGAGAAUUACUACGUUACUUACUCCUCCAUGAUCUACAGGCAACAGCAGUCUGGGAGAGGCUGGUAUCUGGGCCUUAACAAAGAAGGCGAGAUCAUGAAAGGAAACCAUGUGAAGAAAAACAAACCCGCAGCACACUUCCUCCCCAAACCAUUAAAAGUGGCCAUGUAUAAAGAACCCUCCCUCCACGAUCUUACAGAAUUUUCACGGUCCGGCAGUGGAACCCCAACAAAAAGCAGAAGUGUCUCAGGAGUCCUAAACGGUGGGAAAUCCAUGAACCAGAACGAAUCGACGUAGCCAGGUUGCAGGGGGAGCAAGUGGAGAGAUGCAUCAAUGGAACCUUACCUCUGGAGUCACAGUUGAACCCUUCCUUAGCAGUCAAUCAUCCAAACGUUCCGUUCCAGACAAGCCGCCGAACUUGCAUAGGGUCAUGUGUCUUACCAAGCCAUUAGACCUGGUUGUUAAACAACAACAAAAAAGUAUUUUUUUUAAAGGAGAGAGAUCCAACAUAACAUAGAAUAUGCUUGUGCAAUCUUACAAGGAUAGUCAAACAUAAAUUGCGGCAUAAAAUUGCAGAGAAGAAAUAUCCAUCU